Protomyces lactucae-debilis is the source of this 633-nucleotide messenger RNA. RefSeq names its product cyclic phosphodiesterase-like protein-domain-containing protein. Gene Ontology annotation, biological process: cyclic nucleotide metabolic process. The transcript is spliced from 2 exons. The record is from RefSeq and is a predicted model, not a curated record. Lineage: Eukaryota; Fungi; Ascomycota; Taphrinomycetes; Taphrinales; Protomycetaceae. Gene Ontology annotation, molecular function: 2',3'-cyclic-nucleotide 3'-phosphodiesterase activity. The coding region runs from base 1 to 633 and encodes 210 amino acids.
AUGUCCUUCGGAGGCUCGCUCUGGCUUGUGCCAGCAAAGGAAUCUAAACUAGAGCAUAUCUUGAAACAAGCCAUUCAGCUGCUUUCAGAGAAUGGAGAUCAAUGGGGCGAGACUGUAACCUCCAGCUUCCCUCCUCAUAUGACCAUCACGUCGAGUGUCUCUCCAGACUUGAUGACUUCACCCUCGAAAGAGGCCAGAGCAGAAGAACGUAUUGCUCCAACUGAUCUCAAGGUGGCUCAAGUUGUUUAUGGUUCAAAGUUCUUUAAGCGCAUCUACAUCAGGCUUGAAAGAACCAUGUGGCUGCUCGAAUUUGUUCAGUGUAUGCGGAAGGCUGCUGUCAGCGAAUCUGAUGCGCAGUUAAAGGACUUUAUGGCUGCAUUUGAGCCCCAUUUGAGUCUUGCUUAUGCUUCGGCUUUUAAGGACGAGUCCCAAGCACGGCGUCUUUUACAAGAUGCGCGCAUCGAAGAGCAACUCAGUCAGCUUGACCUUGCUAAAGAACUCUGUCAAGUUGUCCUAAUGGAUACGCGCUCAUGUGAUGGCCCGCCCUCGACAACGAUUCCUGAUUCUUGGUUUGCUUGCGACAUGCCAGCUGAGCUUAAGGAAGUACUUGAGAUGUUCCGUGCCCAAGAGUAG